This is a messenger RNA of Momordica charantia (bitter melon), 3318 nucleotides long. Lineage: Eukaryota; Viridiplantae; Streptophyta; Magnoliopsida; Cucurbitales; Cucurbitaceae. The record is from RefSeq and is a predicted model, not a curated record.
UUAGGAUUUAAACUCAUUUACAUCUUUUCUUUUUUUUCCAUACUCCCCUAAAAUAUGCAAGCAACUCAGCCAAGCCUUUCAUUUCUCAUUCCCAACAAAUCAAUGGCAAUAAUACCUAUCCUCCUCCACCUCCUUCCUCUUUUACCUCUUCAAUUCUUCUUCCCUUCUAUAAUCUCUGCAGCUUCUUACACUACUUUCAACAUGUAUUUCCUCAACUGCGGAUCGGAAUCCGACGCCAAUUUUGGGCUCCAACGGCGGUUCAUCAGCGAUCUAAAGCCCGACCCUUUGCCGAUCGAGGUCCGCCCCGGAAAGAGCAAACUCAUUAGAGACGACACCAUCUCAACAACCAUACCGGAAAUCUAUCACACAGCAAGAGUUUACAAUAGGCUAACAUGGUACGUUUUCAACAGCAUCAAUCAAAAUGGCACCUACGUGGUGCGCCUCCAUUUUUUCCCACAUCAAAAUCUCCCUCAAGCUCGGUUUAAUGUGUUCACCAAUAAUGGAUUUCAGCUGUUAUCAAAUUUUUCGCGUCAUAACACUGAUCUUAAGACACCAACUGUUGAGGAGUUCAUUUUCGAGAUUGAAAGAGGCCCUUUUGGCAUCCAUUUUUCCCCUUUGGAAUCGUCUCUGGCUUUUGUGAACGCCAUUGAACUCUUUCUUGCUCCUGAAUUUUCAAAACCAGAAUCUGCUGAUGCCGUUUUAACACAAGGAAGAAUCAACGAUAGCUUCCAAAAUGAGAUGGCUUCCCGAGCAUUUCGUGCUACUUAUAGAUACUUGAAGUACGAGGGUAUCGUUGUCCUUAACAAGUGGUAUCAGAGCUAUAAGAGGAAAGUCACAUCAACUACUUCGAGGGGACCUAAAGGAACGACAGGCAAAUACUUCAACAUUCAUAUGGAGGACGGCACAUUGGUGAACUCCCACAUAAACGAGAUGAAUAAACUGAUGAAUCAGUUAGAGUCGAUGGAGAUCACUUUUUCAGGGGAAGUGAAGGCCAUAAAUUACUUUGAUGCAUGUAUCUUUAGACAAGAGUUGGUUCACAUCCUUUACUAUAGGUCAUGGCGUGGUGUGGAUGAGAAAUGGGAGAAUCUCCAAGAGCACAGGAAUUGUGAUGUUCGUUUGAGGACUGACAAUGCAACCGAGGUUUCGAUGGGUGGUUCCUUGGUCACUCCAGAUAACGACACCGUUUGGAGAACUUGGUUGCCAGAUGAUGAGUUUCUGGCUUCUCCAUCGGCGGCAAAAAACAUUAGCUACAGCGGAAAAAUAGAAUAUAUGGCGACUUCAAUUUACGUAGCCCCAAUUUAUGUGUACAACACCGCCAAGGCAUUGAAAAUGGACACCACUGGACGAUCAAAGCUUUCAAAUUUAACAUGGGCUUUCAAGGUCAAGAAGAACGGCAAAUACUUUGUUGUGCUCCACUUCUGCGAAAUUAUAGUCGAAGAACGAGGCAAAGUUUUACACUUCGAUUUCUUAUCCGGCAGUAAUCGGGUCACUUUGUUAGGUUCCACCGAAAAAGGCCAUAUUCAUCAAAUUGGGGAGCUAUUUACGUUAAAGUUUGUCAUUGGUUCAGACGAUUCAGGAUAUCUCAAUAUGAGUAUAGCCCGUAGUAGAGAUGCUCCACAGUCAAUACCAUUCUUGAAUGGAGUAGAGAUUAUGGAGUUGAUUGAGAAAUCGUUUGUGGGUGCUCCUGUUUUGAAGCUGAAGCAGAAAAAAAAUCACAACUUGGGAAUUGUGGUUGUUGGGGUUUGUGUUGGUGGGGCUGUAAUUACGGGGCUACUGAUUGGGCUGAUUUUGUGUUACUUUAGAGGUCCUUUGUUUGUUACUGAUCAAAAUGAACGUCCAUUGGAAGGAACUGUAUCCAUUGUGGAUCUUGCUCCCAAUUUUAACCUUAAACUGAAGAUCCCGUUUGGGGAAAUAAGUGCGGCAACUGAUGGGUUUGAUGAGAAGAAAACGAUUGGAGUUGGAGGAUUUGGGAAGGUUUAUUAUGCCAAACUUGGGGAGAAGGAAGUGGCUGUGAAACGAAGCCGGCCUGGAUUUGGACAGGGUUUUAAGGAGUUUCACACAGAGAUCAUUAUAUUGUCUCAGAUUCGACAUCGGCAUCUUGUUUCGUUAUAUGGGUAUUGCCACGAAAAUGAAGAGAUGAUCUUGGUUUACGAAUACAUGGAGGGGGGAACUUUGAGAGAUUACUUAUACGGUUCGAGGAAGAGCCAUGAUUAUGAUCAUCAUCCUCCAUUGUCAUGGCAAAAAAGGCUUCAAAUCUGCAUCGACGCAGCAAAAGGGCUUGAUUAUUUGCACACUAGUACCGCCGCCGGCGUCAUCAUCCACCGGGAUAUUAAAACCACAAACAUCUUGCUCGACAAAAACGCCACGGCGAAGGUCGCCGAUUUCGGGAUAUCGAAGUUCGGAGAAUCCGACGCCAAAGAAUUGUACACCACCAUUAGAGGAACUUACGGAUAUCUAGAUCCAGAGUACCUCAACACCGGCCAGCUGACGGAAAAAUCCGACGUGUACUCCUUCGGCGUCGUGCUUUUAGAAGUUCUCUCUGGGAGACCUCCGAUCGUCAAUUCUGUUCGGAGCGACGAAGAGAUAAAUCUCGCCGACUGGGCGAUUCUCUGUCGAAGCAAGGGAGUGGUUGAGAAGCUGAUUGAUCCGUUUCUUAUGGGGACGAUCGAAGCGAACUCAUUGAGGAAAUUUUUGGAAGUUUCAGAGAUUUGUGUGAGUGAAGUUGGGGCGGAGAGACCUUCAAUGCACGACGUGGUGUAUGGUUUGGAAUGUGCUUUGAAGUUUCAGCUCAAACCUGUUGUCAGCGAGAAGGCGUUUGACUGCAACACCACCAUCGGUUAAAGACUGUGUUGAUGCACUACACUGAAUGAGUUGGCACUACACUGAAUGAGUUGGCAUGUCAGCAAUAGUCCCACAUAGAUUUUGAGGUUGGUUGCCAAGCUGUCGAAUUAUUUGCAUAAAUAAAACCGAUGCUGAUCAACCAUGUACAUUUCGAAGCUCAAGUUAAUAUUGAGUUCAAGUUGGGUGUCAAGACGAGCUUAUGUGAAAGCUAAGAGACUGUACAACCUUUAAAAAUGAGAAACUCUGUCUUUUAUAGUAGGGGAGCAUUGACGUUUUACUAUUGCAACGGUCAUAUAUGUCAUUUCAUUGAAUUUUGAUUGGCAGUUGGAAUAUUUUUUUUUUUAUAGUAGAAUCAUCAUUUUGUGCUAUAUGCAUACAAGCAUGAUGUGUAGGAAGAAGAAAGAUCAUAUUAGAUUGGAAGCAAAAAGGAAGCGACUAGAAAAUGGGAAGCUUCACAAGAUAAAUGGACAGGCAUUU